AUGUACCUGAUCUUCAUCCCUAGCCACCCUGGAGGCUGCACUAUCAUGAUGACCUUUGCUCACAGUACUCCUGGAAAGAACGUGGGCACACGUCAUUAUGUAAGCAUCACGCUGUCUGGGAAAGUUCCAGUGGCAUCCAGUACAAUGGGACGGCGCUGCAUUAUGAGGAUUUGUCUUUCCCUCAUGCUUAUGUUGAUAUUUGCAUCUGGAUACAUGUACUUCUUUGAAAAGCAGAAAUGGCAGGUGGAGAGACUGAUGUUGCUUCAGGGACAGUUAGGUGACAAGGAAACCUCACGCCCUGUCAACAAUCUGACUUAUCCAGUCUUCCGCCACCCUCUGGCCCCCCCUUAUCCAUACCCAUACAAAUUCCUCAUCAACCAGGAAGAUAAAUGCAAAGGCAGGAACCCCUUUCUAGUCUUACUGGUGAUCGGUGCAACUAGGGAUUUGGAGACAAGGCACGCCAUUCGAGAAACCUGGGGCAAUGACAGUAAUUAUGAUGUUGAUGUGGUGACGAUUUUUUUGCUUGGUCUUUCAAACAUUGCUACAGACAGAUUCCAGCAGAUGCUGGAGGAGGAAAGUGAAGCCUUUGGGGAUAUCGUCCAACAAGACUUCAUGGACACUUACUAUAACCUUACUUUAAAAUCCUUGAUGGGCAUGGAAUGGGUUGCGAAAUUCUGCCCCACCGCCAGCUACGUGGUGAAAAUUGAUAAUGACAUGUUCCUCAAUGUAGACUACCUGGUUCACCAGCUUCUUCGACCAGAGCUUCCAGUCCGUACCAACUAUUUCACUGGGUAUAUAGUGAUAAAUACAGGACCACUGAGGGGUGAAAAAUACAAAUGGUAUGUCCCUAAGGAAAUCUACCCCAAUGAUACCUACCCACCCUACGCCUCUGGACCUGGCUAUGUAUUUUCUGCUGACAUGGCAAAAAAAAUCUAUGAUAUCUCACAGCAGAUUAGAGUUAUCCCCAUGGAAGACUCCUUUAUGGGAAUUUGUCUUUUUGAGCUCAAAAUCCGCCCCACCGUGCCCCCGGGAAAUAUAUUUAAUGGCCACCGGAUAGAUUAUGAUCGUUGUCGAUUUAACAAGCUUGUUACAGUUCACCAUUAUGGGAGUGCUGAGCUGAGGACGGUAUGGACUGAUUUUUGGACUAAGAAAUCUUCAGGGUGUUGA
Molecule: messenger RNA, 1167 nt
Organism: Nanorana parkeri
Lineage: Eukaryota; Metazoa; Chordata; Amphibia; Anura; Dicroglossidae
Product: beta-1,3-galactosyltransferase 1-like
Exons: 2
Coding region: 1-1167 (388 amino acids)
Cellular component (GO): membrane
Molecular function (GO): N-acetyl-beta-D-glucosaminide beta-(1,3)-galactosyltransferase activity
Source: RefSeq, a predicted model, not a curated record